Messenger RNA from Asparagus officinalis (garden asparagus), 2035 nucleotides. RefSeq names its product protein misato homolog 1. The coding region runs from base 137 to 1846 and encodes 569 amino acids. The record is from RefSeq and is a predicted model, not a curated record. The transcript has 9 exons. Gene Ontology annotation, cellular component: cytoplasm. Lineage: Eukaryota; Viridiplantae; Streptophyta; Magnoliopsida; Asparagales; Asparagaceae.
CUCUUGACUGUUUUCUUGACCGUGUGGUGUCGCCUCUUCUGCCGCCUCAACGCUCGAAGAUAUUUAUAACUCCUCGAGAUAUUAUUUUCCCCCCUUUCUACUCAAAUUAGCUCUCCUUUGAAGAGAGGAAAAAAAAAUGAGGGAAAUUGUGACGAUUCAAGUGGGAGACUUCGCCAAUUACAUCGGCUCCCACUUCUGGAACUUUCAGGAUGAGUUGCUUGGAUUGGCCGAAGACCCACAUGGAGAUUCUAUUUUUAGGAGUUCAUCAUUGAAUAUGGAUGUCCUUUAUCGUACUGGUGAGACACAUCAGGGUAUUCCUACAUACAAUCCUCGGUUGAUAUCAAUUGGUCUUCAAGGAUCUCUUGGAUCUCUAAGUUCUACUGGUUCACUAUAUACCAGUGAUCCUGAUCCCUCAGAUAUCAUUACAUGGUCUGGUAAUGUAAGCAGAUAUGCAUCAGAACCUCAACAAAAGAAUUUAUUUUUACAAACCUUAUAUGAAGAACAAACUGGCCCUUCUGCUGUAUCAAAUGAUGCUGAUGUUGUCAGUCCCACUCUUCAAAGAGAAGUCCACGAUAAGGAUCGGGUUGAGUGUCUUGAAAAAGGCGUUCAAUAUUGGACGGACUUCUCUAAGGUUCAGUAUCACCCUCGAAGCCUAUAUGAAUUGCAUAGUUCAUGGACAGAUGUUAAGCAAUUUGAUAAUUAUGGGACUGGAAAAGAUGUUCUCUCAGAAGGUCUGCAGGGUGAAGAAAUGAAUGAAAGGAUGAGGCUCUUUGUUGAGGAAUGUGAUCACGUACAGGGUAUCCAAUUUAUUCUUGAUGAUUCAGGAGGUUUUUCUGGCGUAGCUGCAGAAUAUCUGGAGAAUAUUGCAGACGAGUAUACAAAUACACCUGUGUUGCUUUACACCGUAAGGGAUCCACAUGCUUAUAUUCAUGCAAAAAGCCAGAAGGACUCCAUCACAAGGUCUCUUCAUGAUGCUGUUUCAUUUUCAACGCUUUCUUCAUAUUGUAAAUUGAUGGUACCAAUAGGAUUGCCCUCUCUGAGUAGAAGCAAGUUGUCCUCUACUCUUCAUGUUGAAGACCAGAAGCUUUUCCACUGUAGUGCUGUUUAUGCUGCUGCUCUACACUCAAUAAGUAUUCCAUUUCGGAUGGACAUGCGUGGUCCAACAGUGAACACCGCCUAUGUUUCUGGAGCUGUGGACGUUGGAGGAAUCAUACAAAUGUUAGCUGGUCAAGGCAGGCAGAAUAUGGUGGCUACUUUAGAUGUAGCAAUGCCAGCUCCAUCUUUGACAGGAUCUAUCUUGAGAAGUUUGAACUCUUUGACCCCGGAAGUAGAAGAGGAUGUUGACGAUUCACAAGCAUUGGAGUCCUUGAUUACCCAUGGCAUGCUUCAUGCAGGUCGCCGAGCUUCACUUUCUGAAGUCAAUGACUCAAUUGUUGCUGCAUAUGAUUGCGAGAUGUCAAAACCAAAGUUCUCACAUGCUUCAGUGUCCCUAUGCCCUCUUCCAAUACCACUGCCUUUUCCUUCAAUCUUUAGAAGCUGUGUUGGUCGGCAGGGCGAGCUUCUAGAAACUCCAACUGAAAUGACUCAAACAAAGGGAUCUCUUGACAUUGAUUCAAUCCCAAUGGCUGCAAGACUUAGGUCAAGUAGAGCAGUGAUGCCUUUAAUAAUGAAAAGGCUGGAGAAUCUUCGCAAGUUUGGAAUGCAGAGAGGAGCUCUAGGUGGUGGAUUGCUUCAAAACUGGGGAUUUGGGAGAGAAGAAAUAGAAGAUAUGGGAGAAGUGAUGGCGAAGAUGGUCAUGCAAUUGGAUCCUCAUUCUCAAGGGUCAUCAGGCUCUGAUUGGGAUUAGUUCUUUUUCCUUUUUGUACUUUUUGUGAGUGCAAAUGCUUCAUGCUGUAACUGUAUAUGUUUGAAUACGCAGAACAUAGCCUCAACAAGAAUUAUGAUUUAUUUUAUUUUAUUUUAUUUUUUGAGAAACCCACGAGACUUAAGAAAUUACGAUCUAAUUUAUGGUCAUUGAUGAUCGAUCUUCUACGUU